AUGACAAGUGAUGCGAUAAACGCCAUGGAAAACGACAGUACGACGGUGGUAGAGGUGGAAACGACAUUUGUGAACGAUAACGUGGUCCGUGGCUUCCUCGAUGUUGCACGUGAUACGCUGCCAGACGUCCAAGGACUCCUUCCACUGGUCCAAGUGCAGCUGGUGGCGGAUAUCUCAAGAGAGAUGCUGGAGGGCGAAGAAGUGCUGGAAAUCACCGAUCCAGAGUCACAUGGCGUCAAAAAUACCGAAGCAGGUGACGAAACGAACUCACGUGACCCCAUCGUCGCUUCUGCGCCUGCUACCCUGGUUCCUAACGAGAGCACAUUAGAGAUUCAUGUCACGCCCAAGUACACCACCAAGGACAAGAAACGAGGCCGCAAAAAGACCAAGAAGGACGAAGAUUGGUUGGUAACAUGCUUGGGUGUUGUUCAACUAGGAAACGUGGAAACCAGUGACCACGUGCUUACCGCUUUGAAACAGGCUCUUUCGGUAGCCAAAUUUAACCCGCGAAAUCGAGUCAGUGUCUUUUCAGUGAAUCCUCACGUCACUGUUACCAAAAACAAUGGUGUUUACAGCAUUUCCAUCACUUUUGGAGUCUUUGCGAAGCCUUUUGAUGGCCACGUCAACCCUGAGAUCCAUAUGGCAGGUCACCUCAACAUUGUGAAUGUCAUCCGACAGUUCCUGGGCGUAACUAAGAUAAAACAGCUACAUAAGAACGACUAUGUGACUCCUGAAUACUUCUACGAGUGCCUGGAACUCAAGGAUGAUACCGAGGUUGAGAUCAACAGAGAUCUUCAGCCGGAAGGGAUGAGAUCAAAACUUUUGGAUUACCAGCUUGAAACUGUGGGGUGGGUUCUGGAUAGAGAAAAGGGAGAAUCGCGUGAGAAGACGAUAGAGGGAAUUCCUUCACCAUGGAAACGGUUCAGGGCUCAUGGUAUCAACUGGUUGGUUGAUUUUGUGGGUCUCAACAUUGGUCCUGAGAAGGAGGUGAUGGAGAUUUUGACACGAGAUACGAAACCAACAACUGAGGACCCCGAGAUUCAAGCAGUAUCACGUGACGCAGAUUUUAAGGCUGGAUAUGGACUUAUUGCUGAUGAAAUGGGUCUUGGAAAGACAGUUGAGCUACUAGCUGUAGUCCUGAAUAACCCCAGACCUGAAUUUCCACCGCAAACACACUACGAUCUGUACUCUGACAGAGACGUGUUACCUACCAAGACGACUCUCAUUUUAUGUCCUGCCAGUAUCAGUCAACAGUGGAUUGCUGAGGUUACUAAACAUGCUCCCAGUCUCUCUGUCUUUCUGUACACUGGUCGAGCAGCUUUGGAUGCUCAAAGAGAGAAGGAAGGUACUCCCGAUACCGAUAUUGAGGUUGGAAUUGACUCAGAUACUGAUUCAGAAGGCCCUCUUGUUUCAAAACAUGCACAAUUUCUCUCUCAGUUCGACAUUGUAGUCACAUCCUAUGAAGUUGCAUCUCGCGAGGUUGCCAACGCUCUUUACAACCCUCUGAGAGGUCGUGUAACUCGCACCAAGACGAAGCUAAAGUCGAAAGAUACCCGAGAUGUCGAUCUCGUGCAAGACCGGCUUUCCCUCCAAUCUCCACUGAGUCAGCUUCAGUUCUGGCGUGUGAUUCUGGACGAGGUUCAGAUGGUGGGAAACACGGUCUCCAACGCAGCUGUUGUAGCUCGUAUUAUUCCCCGAGUGCAUGCAUGGGGAGUCAGUGGUACUCCUAUAAAGAAGGGCAUGCCUGACUUACUUGGCAUGUGUGUGUUUUUGAGAUGUGAACCCGGCGAGUUUUAUGGAAGAAGUGAUUAUGCGUAUAACUACUCUUGGCAAAACGGAUACCUCAGCACAACUAUGACAGCAUCUGGAGUAAGUCAUCAAAAACACUGGGAGAUGCUCAUGCUUGACAAGCCUCGGUUUCGAGACGUUAUUCGUCAAAUGUCUAUUCGACAUACUAAGCGACAGGUCAGAGAUCAACUAGUAUUGCCUCCUCAGGAAAGACACCAUGUGAGACUCAGAUUCAAUCUAGUCGAGGAAGAAAACUACCGACACCUGCGUGAAGGUGUUGAGAGUGCCGUCAGUGAGGCAGUGGCUAGUUCUCUCAUGAGAGAAGAGAGGGAAGCUACACGUGAGGCAGCUGUGGUGGAUAGGUAUGGCGUUCUGCCUUCAAGUGUCACUCCCCCUGUGAGCAACAGACCUAGAGGCACUUUCAACAUCGGAGGCUCUAAUCCCUAUGCUAGUAUCAUGGCGAAUAUCAACAACACAGUCAUUGAACCUGAAAUUGAGAUUGAUCCCAGUAUCACUUCUAGUGGAGAGGGUGACGGCCAACAUGUCUACACUACCUGGUCGGGUGCUGUAGACACGUAUGGUGGUGAGUCUAGCGGUACAGCUGCUAGUAGCACCGAUGCUGACGGCGAUGAUAACGCUCAAUCUCCCACAUCUGAUACAGCUAGCAACACUGACAUCAAUGUUAGUGCUAUUCCCGAUAUAGAGGUAUCCCCGACUGCCACCCCUACAGCCUCCACCAGAUCCCAAAAUGGAACUUCUGCUCCUCCAGCAUCUUCCGCUCCUGCGGAUUUAACAACAGCAACCCUCUCUUCCUGGCUGUUACGGUUACGACAAACCUGCUGCCAUCCUCGAGUCGGUUCUGGUAACAAGAAGGCUCUCGGAAACGGUAUUCUUCAAACUGUCAGUCACGUGCUGGACGCCAUGUGCGACCAGGCGCUCACCCAGCUGCUGAACGACGAGCGAAGUCUGUUUGUCGAAGAGCUGGAGAAGGCACGAGUUCACGAGUUCAACAAACAACCAGACAUUGGACUCACAGUGCUUCAGUCACGUGUUUCUGAAGUCGAGGUUCGAACUGGUGAGAUCCGAGAUAUGGCUGUUGCUGCGGCUACGCGGUAUGCUAUGAAGAAGAAGGAGGUAAUUUCCGAGUGGAAGCGUAUUGGUGAGGUUGAUAACAAGCGCAAGUUGGAGGAGAGUGAUGACGGUGCUGCUAAUGUUAAGAAAGUCAAGGUCGAAAAAGAGGAGAAGGAGGAAGAAGUGGCAAAGGAGGAGGUUUCCGAAGAUUUUAAAAUGGAGGGAACUGAGAACAACUCCAUUUUUGGAGCUCCAACUGCUUUUCUGGGCUCUGAUUCGGAGUCUGAGAGCACUGGUAAGAUGUCCAAACCAUUACAAAAGUACCUGAACAACUCCGAGGAACUUCAGACGGAGAAGGAGCGAAAACAGGCUUUUCUGCACCGGUACAGGAGCUGGAUGGAUCUUAUGCAUCGGUACUAUUUUUUCAUUGCUACUUUUCAUUUCCAAGUUGGAGAAGCUAAAAAAGUGGCUGAGGAGAAGAAAGAAAAAGAGGAUGGGAAGGACGAUGAAGAGAAGGAAGAUGAAGAGAAGGAAGAGAUUGAGGUCAAGAAAGAGGAGGAUGAAGGGACCAAGAGUGACGAUCUGGAAACGCACUAUUACACGCUGGCAGAACAAAUCCGAACCCAGCUACUUCAACGCCCUAUUGAGAGAGUAGACCAAGACGUGGGUCGACUUGAACGGGCCAAGGAGCUGGAGAUGGUUCAGAUCCCUGUUGAUACCUUGACUCGAGAUCUAGUACAGGCUUCUCCUUUCCUUGAGGCACGUGUUUCGGGUCUACUCGAGAUCAUCAACCAACAGUCCGAAUAUCUUGAAGAAUGGAUGACCAGAGUUCGAGAGCUGUUGGUUGCACGUGACGAGAAGGACGUGAAAGAAACAGAUGAGAAGAAGAAUAAAGGAGAUGUCGAGAAAGUUGAAGGCGAAAACACUGAUCCUUAUGCUUCUGGAUUAGACAACCAACAAUAUGCGUCGGACUACCUUGAUGCUAUAUCGUACCUGCUGCAACUCAGAGAUGAAGCUCUCAAUGCCAAGACUACGGCCUCAGCAGCCGACAAGAUCCAAGUUAACUUGUGGUACCACAAUGACUACGAAGAAGAGCUUACCGAUCUUCAGGUGGCCCUCAAGGAAGCUCUGGACGCUUGUCAUGUGAGUCCCACUCUUGGUGCCCUCAAACCUAUCGUUGCUGCUCUGAAGACGGACUCUGGAGCUGUUUCAUUGUCAAUUUACAACCCGAAAUGGCCUCCCAAGUUGCUGUCCAAGCUCAAUCCGAUCGUUAAGACAGUUACCUCGACAACCAAGGCUUGCAGAGACCUGUUGUCAGUCGUUAGAAGCUGUUUCAACUCGAAGGUUGUCUAUUACAAGCAGCUGCAGCAACUGUCUGACAAUGUGAGCAGUCUGGAGGAACUCAUCGAGCCUGGUUAUGUCACACUGGAACGCCUGAACGCCAAAAUAAACCAUCUCGUACCUUUAAUCAAGCGUACAAAGGGCCGAAUCACAUACUUACAGAGUCUCAAAGGUGAUGAUGACACAACUGGAGUUUCCAACAUGACUGGAAUUCAUAAAAUGUGUGUCAUCUGUCAGGAUGAUUAUAUUAUCGUGGGAUCCAUCACUGUCUGUGGCCAUUACUUUUGCAGAAACUGCCUGGAAGAGUGGUGGCAGACACAUAAUACGUGUCCAAUGUGCAAGACUGUAUUGUCCCGCGACGAUGUGUUCUCUUUCACCCAACAGGACAAGGAAGACAAGUCACGUGCAGGUUCUUUCGCUGCUCGGAUCAAUCAAGAUGACGCCAUUGGAGCAAUGUAUGCGCCAGUGUCGGAGGACACUCAACAGUUGAUGAGCAAACAGAGCAUCAAGAGUGCGUAUGGCACAAAGAUUGACCACGUUAUCAAGUAUAUCAAGAUGCUCACUCAUCGGGCUCCUGGCACUCAGAUUGUCAUCUUUUCUCAGUGGGCAGAGAUUCUCACAUUGUUAGCUUCAGCCCUCACUGAGAACAAGAUUGCAUACGCGGAGCCGAAAACACUGAUGUCUUUCUUGCAAUCGGAAGAAGUCACGUGUUUCCUCUUGAACGCAAAGUUCCAGUCCACUGGCCUGACUCUUGUAAAUGCCACUCACGUCAUUCUAUGCGAGCCCAUUCUCAACGCUGCUCUUGAGGCUCAGGCCAUCAGUCGAAUCCACCGAAUGGGCCAGACUCAGACUACCCACGUGACUAUCUUCACUAUGGCCGAUACUGUUGAAGAAGAGGUUCUGCGUCUUGCUAUUAACAAGCGGUUGAAAAGUAUGGACGGUGAUGAGACGUUUGAGGAGAAUGAAUCUCGACAUGUGACAUCAGGAGUGGGUGCGCUCGCCACCGAUAAAUCCGGAGAGGUGGUCAACCGUCAGGAUAUGUGGGACGCUUUGUUUCCCAGUGACGGGUAA
Yarrowia lipolytica CLIB122 is the source of this 5271-nucleotide messenger RNA. RefSeq lists its product as uncharacterized. Gene Ontology annotation, biological process: DNA damage response; protein polyubiquitination. Gene Ontology annotation, molecular function: ATP-dependent chromatin remodeler activity; ATP binding; ubiquitin protein ligase activity. Lineage: Eukaryota; Fungi; Ascomycota; Dipodascomycetes; Dipodascales. The record is from RefSeq and is a predicted model, not a curated record. Gene Ontology annotation, cellular component: nucleus.